Molecule: messenger RNA, 2321 nt
Organism: Poecilia latipinna (sailfin molly)
Lineage: Eukaryota; Metazoa; Chordata; Actinopteri; Cyprinodontiformes; Poeciliidae
Product: potassium voltage-gated channel subfamily B member 2-like
Exons: 2
Coding region: 750-1352 (200 amino acids)
Biological process (GO): potassium ion transmembrane transport; protein homooligomerization; action potential
Cellular component (GO): membrane; voltage-gated potassium channel complex; neuronal cell body
Molecular function (GO): delayed rectifier potassium channel activity; protein binding
Source: RefSeq, a predicted model, not a curated record
UUUUCUUGCGUGUCGAACAAUACAAAUAAAACAACAAGCAACAGUUCUGCGAAGCUUAAUUCUUUUCGCUUGGGGUUGUUUUAUUAAGUUCACUUGGGGAGAGCAACCUGCUGCCGUGUGAUUUGGUCAUCACCUUUGUGAUGCGGUGCAGCCUGUGCAGCGCGCCCCUCCGCUCCUCCUUUCUAUAUAGUACACAGCGGGACACUCCGCAGUUCGCUCAUCCCGCUCCUUCCCCUUGCCUUCUUUUUACGCGCUCGACGUCUCUGCAUAGACAGCGCUUGAGAGAGAGCCACUCUUCUCCAGAGCUUUUUAGGUGCUGGAAAGGCGCAGGGCACUCAGCGUUCCGAUGGCGAAGCGGUCCAUGUGGUCGUUCAUAGAGAAGGAUUAAAACCUUUUUUUUUCUUCUUUCUUUCUUUCUUUUUGUUUUCCCUCCCUCCACCUCUUUCUCUAUCAGUGUGUGUUUUCUCUUCACACUAAUUUUCCACAUAAUGUGGGACGCGCGUUGUGUGCGCGGAGUGCUCCCCUCAGUCGUAUCCGCCUAACUGAAGGGGGGGAUCCCGGCUCGUUUUUCCACCUCUGCUCCCUUAGGACACAGAGGAGUUUGCAUGAAAAGGCUGGUUUACAGCGGCAAGCCAUGGAGGGACUUGCAUAAAGAGGAUCCAACUUAAGUCAAAAGUUUCUUACUUUUUUCCCUAGUUUUAGUCUUCGCCAGUUGUAAGAUCUUCCAAGAAGUUUCCAAUUUCAUUAUCAUGGCUGAGAAGCUUGGACCGGCGGGGCCUAAACCCAACAAUGUCCGAACUGCCCCACCACUGCCCCCCGAGCCCAUUGAGAUCAUCCGCACCAAAGCCAGAUCGCGCAGGGUCCGCCUUAAUGUUGGGGGUCUGAACCACGAGGUCUUGUGGCGGACCCUCGAUCGCCUGCCCAGGACCCGGCUUGGCAAGCUCCGGGACUGCAACACCCAUGAGUCCCUCAUGGAGAUCUGCGACGACUACAGCCUGAGUGAGAAUGAAUACUUCUUUGACCGGCACCCGGGGGCCUUCACCUCCAUCCUGAACUUCUACCGCACGGGCAAGCUGCACAUGAUGGAGGAAAUGUGCGCCCUCUCGUUUGGCCAAGAGCUGGACUACUGGGGGAUCGACGAGAUCUACCUGGAGUCCUGUUGCCAGGCCCGCUACCACCAGAAGAAGGAGCAGAUGAACGAGGAGCUGCGGAGGGAGGCUGAGACUAUGAGGGAACGAGAGGGAGAAGGAGAGUUUGAUAACACCUGCUGCCCGGAGAAGAGGAGGAAACUGUGGGAUCUCCUGGAGAAGCCCAGCUCUUCAGUGGCUGCCAAGGUAAGAAUCCAAGACUAGAAAGUGAGAUUGUACCGCCUGAGUCUCACAUUUCCUGCUCACAAUCAAAGCCAAACACUCUGGUUGCAUAAUAACACAUUGCAGGCAUGCUUGUUAAAGACCAACUCCCACGUGCGCUUCAAAACAUGCUCAUGAGUUCAUCAGCUUGAAUCUGAUAUGGUCAGUAGAAACAGUGGCUAAGAUGAAACGGUGAAGCUUUUAUGAGUUUAUGACUAAAUGCAGAAGGCCAAAAAAUAUUUUCGUGACAUUCAACUUAAUUUUUUGUCCUUCAUAAGAAGAGAUUCAUGUUUUUCUUCUCAUGCGACAUUGUUUUGAGUCAGUCUUAGUGGCUGGAUGGUAGAACAGGAUUUUCACAGGUAUAUUAUUGCCGUUCUAAGCAUUUAUUUGAGUUAAAUUAUAUGAUUUUAUUCAAAACCAAGGUUCUCUGUCUACGAGACUGUUGUGUUAGUUGGUUCAGUUUUCAUUUCAUUUUAAAAUUCUCUUCCUAUUGAAAGAAUCUUUAAUUUGAUACAUCAGUUCUAAUUAAAAAAACAGUUAUUGAAAGUAGACUUACCUUCUUAAAAUACCGUACUGAGGAUUGCUUAUAUACCAUUAUAAUCACCAGUUUUGUGUUUGCAUGUGAAAGUCAGAAACUGUGUGACUACAACACCAUCACCCUAAGAACUGUACCUCAUAAGAAAAAAAACAUGCUGCAAGUUUUCUUUCCUUUUUGAUAGAUUACUGUCUCCAUUUUAUUUUUGCAAUUUAUUACUGAACUCACUAAGUGCAUCAGAAACCAAGAUUUGCCAUUGUGCAGGAUGGAAAAACUGAUUGUUCAGUUUGAUGCAUUUAUUGAACAAGAAAAAAAAAAGACCAAUUAUGGGGGGCUUUAUGUGUUACUGGUCAAUGCAUUUUGUGUACAUCUCUAUUUAAACUGUAAGUGAAAACGCAGCCAGCCUACAUAGAAUAAUAAAGCAGAUUGUAUUCUGU